Octopus bimaculoides (California two-spot octopus) is the source of this 1483-nucleotide messenger RNA. RefSeq names its product serine/threonine-protein phosphatase PP1-gamma catalytic subunit B. Gene Ontology annotation, cellular component: cytoplasm; nucleus. Gene Ontology annotation, molecular function: protein serine/threonine phosphatase activity. The record is from RefSeq and is a predicted model, not a curated record. Lineage: Eukaryota; Metazoa; Mollusca; Cephalopoda; Octopoda; Octopodidae.
CAAUGUUAGCCAAUAAUAUCGUGUAUUCAUACGCGUGCUGCAACCGGUACUCUUACGCCAUUUUGUUAUAAGGUUGUAUAUGUCUGUUAGCAACUAGUUGACUUAAUAAUCGUCGAUCAUCUGAGUGGAGCAACCUUUGGCUAACAAUUUAUUACCUUUUUUCGAAAGAAAGAUCCUUAGUGGAAUGGCCGAUGAUAAACUGAACAUUGACAGUAUUAUAGCAAGAUUACUAGAAGGACCUGACUGGGAAGAAAGACAUAACUUGCUGUCCAAGGUACUGAAAGUUCGAGGAUCAAGACCUGGGAAAAAUGUUAAUUUGACAGAAACUGAAAUAAGAGGACUAUGUUUAAAGUCUCGGGAAAUUUUUCUCAGUCAGCCAAUCUUAUUAGAACUCGAGGCACCAUUGAAGAUCUGUGGUGAUAUUCAUGGCCAAUACUAUGAUUUAUUGCGGCUUUUUGAAUAUGGUGGCUUCCCACCUGAAAGCAACUACUUGUUUCUUGGUGACUAUGUUGACAGAGGAAAACAGUCAUUAGAAACUAUUUGUUUGCUGUUAGCCUAUAAAAUAAAAUACCCUGAAAAUUUCUUUCUUCUACGUGGAAACCAUGAGUGUGCAAGCAUCAAUCGGAUAUACGGCUUCUAUGAUGAAUGUAAGCGGCGGUACCAUAUAAAAUUGUGGAAAACUUUCACAGAUUGUUUUAACUGCUUGCCGAUUGCUGCUAUAAUUGAUGAAAAAAUUUUCUGUUGUCAUGGUGGUUUGAGUCCUGAUUUACAGUCUAUGGAACAAAUCAGAAGAAUCAUGCGCCCAACUGAUGUUCCUGACCAAGGUUUGCUGUGUGAUCUUCUCUGGUCAGACCCUGACAAGGAAACAAUGGGCUGGGGUGAGAAUGAUCGGGGUGUAUCGUUCACAUUUGGUGCUGAGGUUGUAGCGAAAUUCUUACACAAGCAUGACUUAGAUCUUAUUUGUCGGGCUCACCAGGUGGUAGAAGAUGGAUAUGAAUUUUUCGCUAAAAGACAACUUGUCACACUUUUCUCAGCUCCUAAUUAUUGUGGAGAAUUUGACAAUGCAGGAGCCAUGAUGAGUGUAGACGAGACUUUGAUGUGCUCAUUCCAGAUAUUAAAACCAGCUGAUAAAAAGAAAUUUUUAUAUGGAGGCUUGAAUUCCGGUCGACCUGUCACUCCACCCCGAGGGACUGUGAAAGGCAAAGGGAAAAUCUAAUCACUACUUUCACCACCACCACCACCGUCACCACCACCACCACCACCACCACCACCAAACCUAUAUUAAAAACUCAAGUGACAACUGCUUUUAGCCUUGCUAUCAGAAGAUUGACCCAACGUCUCCAACCAAUUCACCUUGUCAAUGACAACUUGAUUUUUUAAUUCAAUAGGCUUUUUCUAAAUUAUUUUCUCUAGAUUUUCUCUUGAAUUUGUUUCCCCCUCUGCAUCAUUUUGUCUUUUGAGAAAAAUAAAAGAAAUAAUUGCA